Triticum turgidum subsp. durum (durum wheat) is the source of this 936-nucleotide messenger RNA. NCBI's taxonomy places the organism in Eukaryota, Viridiplantae, Streptophyta, Magnoliopsida, Poales, Poaceae. The record is from the annotation of a GenBank genome assembly.
AUGGGGAGAGCUCCGUGCUGCGACAAGGCGAGUGUGAAGAAGGGCCCGUGGUCGCCGGAGGAGGACGCCACGCUCAAGUCCUACAUCGAGCAGAACGGCACCGGCGGCAACUGGAUCGCGCUGCCACAGAAGAUUGGUCUGAGGAGGUGUGGAAAGAGCUGCCGCCUCCGGUGGCUCAAUUACCUCCGGCCGAACAUAAGGCACGGUGGAUUCUCAGACGAGGAGGACAGGAUCAUCCUCAGCCUCUACAUCAGCAUAGGCAGCAGGUGGUCAAUAAUAGCGGCACAGCUGCCGGGGAGGACGGACAAUGACAUCAAGAACUACUGGAACACAAGGCUCAAGAAGAAGCUCUUUGGCAAACAGUCGCGCAAGGACCAGAGGCAGCACCAGUUCGCACGCCAGGCAGCGAACGGCGGGCAUAAGGAAGAAGCCAGCGAGGGCGUAGCCGGGAACAAUGGCUUUGCUGCUGGUGCUUACAAUUGGCACCAGCAUGGAAUGGCCAUGCCGCCCCGUCCGAUGCCUGGUUCAAUGGUGGAAGGCAACCGUAUCGGAGAAGGGGUGGAUGAGUCCAUCCGGAAGCUUCUGUUUAAGCUAGGAGGAAGCUCUUUUGCGGCCCUGCCAGCCCCGCCGUGCCUUCCUCCGUCAAUGUACGGGGAAGCUCCAAACUUUGUGGCGCCAUCGGUGCACACGGCCCCGCUAAACGAAGGUGGCAUCCACUGUUCCGGCGUGCUGCCUGCACUGGAGCUGGACGAGAGCUUCCAGUUCAAUCAGGUCAAGCUGGACGGGCUGGAAUGCUUCUUCGGCAUGGGGGACCAGAGCAUGAGGUGGAAUGAAGUGAGCCCCUUGGUUUGCCCUAACACUACUGUCGCGUCCAGCUCCCAAGCGAUGCAGCAGUACUGCCUCGUAGAGGAGCCGGUCGACCUUGGGAUGCAGUAG